AUGAGUCUGCAUAUCUUCAGUGACGAAAAUGUCACUGGUGACAAAAGUACAGAAAAUUGCGACUUCCUGUUUUCACCACCGGAACUUACCGGAAGAUCAUCUGUUCUCCGUCUGUCACAGAAAGAGAAUGUGCCACCGAAGAGCACAGCCAAAGCUGUGAAGGUGACGUUUCAAACACCUCUGCGGGACCCACAGACACACAGGAUCUUAAGUCCCAGCGCGGGCAGCAAGCUCGAAGCCUGUUUUGCUCUGGGCGACCCCGCUGGAUCAGAACAGUGCCAUCAAGUCUGCCCCCAGAAAGAGAACCAACAGUUCACCAAGGAAAGAGACACCAAAACGACCCAUGGAAUUCUCCAGAAGCCAGUACCAGCCAACGCCGAGCCCCCCUCAGAGGAUGUGAGACCAGCCUCCGAAGACCAGCCUCCUGGUGGGCCCCCCUCAGCUCCCCUGGUCAGCCUGGGUCCCUCAAGCUCUUCCCAGAUCCCAGAGAGUGUGGAAAGCCCCGAGGCCUCCCAAGGCCCAGUGCCCGGCAGCCCCGAGUGCGCCCGGGAGGAGCACAUCCACCCUCAGCCCUCAGAGGAAAGCAUGCCCCUCGGCCCCGCGGCUCCGGAACAGCCCCCCAGGGUGGCAUUCCAGGACACGGCAGAGGACCUGCUCAGCACUACGGGAGGGGACUCAGAGGGCGUCCCUGCUCCCCCCGCCGGGCCCGCCUCGCCCUCUGGUGCCCACCCUGGAGAAAAGCCCCUCAUGGGCCUGCCUAGAGAGGGCCCCACGGGCCCCACGGAUGCUGCUGGCAGCGAGAACCAGGCCCUGACCAGCCCCGGAGAGGCUGCAGGGGACACACACGCUGGUGCUCAGAGGGAGGAGGCCGCCGGCUCUCUGAGGAGCGGACCCGUCCGGCUGGAGUUUGACUUCUCUGACGCCACCAGCAGAAGGCCGCCCCCACUGCGGAAGCGAGGGAAGACCCUGGGUCUCAAGCCCCCCUCGAGGAGACCAGAGGCGAGGCCUGGAAAGGCCCCCCAGGAGGUGGGCAAGGGUUUCGAGCUCGCUCUCCAUGAGUCCAACGGCCCAAGCUGGGACAGGCCAGAUGACCCAGACUGUAACCCGGCCACGGACAGUGGAGAGGCCCAGCCCCCGGAGCACCCCCAGAGCGGCCAGACUGCAGAGGCCUUGUCACUGAGACGGCAGGCGUGCCCAGAUGACACACCCGGGACAAGGACCCCAGGAGCAGCGGGUGAGGAGGGGACCGCAGGCUCUUCGGGGGGGUCGGCGCCCCUCGGCAGCCCACGCAGCGAGCCACCGACUGCACCCACCAACCCCACGCCCCCCACCGAGAGGGGGCCGGAGCCCACCCUGGACCUGAGUGGGGAGCAGUUCCGGGACCCUGUGGAGGUCCUAGGCGCAGGGGCCGAGGUGGACUACCUGGAGCAGUUCGGGGCGUCCUCGUUUAAAGAGUCAGCCCUGAGGAAGCAGUCACUGUACCUCAACUUCGACCCGCUCCUGCAGGACAGUCCUUGGGCGCUGGCACCCAGCAGCCCCGGCCGCGCGCGGACGGCAGGCGGCCUCUCUCCUGGUCUCGGUGCUCGCGGUGUGGACGCGCCCCCCUCCGGCAGCCCCCCGGAGGCCCCGCUGCUUGACCUGGACUUCCCGGGGGCCCCGGGCCUCCCCACGCCCGGCCCUGCUCCGUGUGACCUCAGGCCCGGGGCCCCACUGCUGCCUGUGGGGCCGAUCGUCGAUGUGCUACAGUACAGCCAGAAGGACCUGGACGCGGCAGUGGAGGCCACGCAGAAAGAGAACAAGGCGCUGCAGGGCAAGUGCACGGCGCUGGAGGGAAGGCUCCUGGAGAUGGGGAAGAUCAUGGACAGCUAUGAGGGGACUGUGUACCAGGUGAUGGAGGAGGCUCAGAAACAGAAGGAGCUCUCCAAGGCCGAGAUGCAGAAGGUCCUGAAGGAGAAGGCGCAGCUGACGGCAGACCUGCACUCCAUGGAGAAGUCGUUCUCCGACCUUUUCAAGCGGUUUGAGAAACAGAAGGUGGUGAUCGAAGGCUACCGCAAGAAUGAAGAGUCGCUGAAGAAGUGUGUGGAGGAUUACAUAGGAAGGGUGGAGAAGGAGGCGCAGAAGUACCAGGCGCUGAAGGCCCAGGCGGAGGAGAAGCUCCAGCAGGCAAGCGAGGAGAUCGCCCAGGUCCGGAGCAAGGCCCAGACAGACGCUCUGGCGCUGCAGGCGGUCCUAAGGAAGGAGCAGAUGCGUGUCCACUCCCUGGAGAAGGUGGUGGAGCAGAAGAGUAAGGAGAACGAGGAGCUGAGCAGGAUCUGCGACGACCUCAUCUCCAAGAUGAAGAGGAUCUGA
This is a messenger RNA of Rangifer tarandus platyrhynchus (Svalbard reindeer), 2349 nucleotides long. NCBI's taxonomy places the organism in Eukaryota, Metazoa, Chordata, Mammalia, Artiodactyla, Cervidae. The record is from the annotation of a GenBank genome assembly.